This is a messenger RNA of Ustilago hordei, 1053 nucleotides long. RefSeq lists its product as uncharacterized. The coding region runs from base 1 to 1053 and encodes 350 amino acids. The transcript has a single exon. The record is from RefSeq and is a predicted model, not a curated record. Gene Ontology annotation, molecular function: oxidoreductase activity, acting on the CH-OH group of donors, NAD or NADP as acceptor. NCBI's taxonomy places the organism in Eukaryota, Fungi, Basidiomycota, Ustilaginomycetes, Ustilaginales, Ustilaginaceae.
AUGUCAGGACCCCUUGUACUCAUCACCGGCAUCACCGGCUUUCUCGCCGCCCACGUGCUUGAUGCCGUGCUUGCAUCACCAGCCAACUACAAGGUCAGAGGAACGCUCCGUUCAGUCAGCAAGAAGGACGAGAUCCUCGCUCGUUUGGGCCCAGAAGACAGAAAGAGAGUCGAAUUCGUCGAGGUUGCCGACACUGCCACUUCAGACCUCCUACCAGCUGUUAGAGGAGUCGAGAUCAUCCACCAUGUUGCCUCACCAUACCAGCUCAACGUCCAAGAUGCAGAGCGUGACCUGCUCAUUCCAGCUGUUGAAGGCACACUCAACCUUCUCCGCUUCGCAAAGCACGAGAAGAGCGUCAAGAAGAUUGUUAUUGUCUCUUCUUUCGCAGCUGUGACCAACUUCAAGGAAGGAGGACCGAACCGUCCAGGCUUCACAUACACUGCAGAGCACUGGAACCCUUCGACCUACGACGACGCCAUCCAAGCCGGCGGAGCUGGAGCAUUCUCUUACUCAGUCAGCAAGAAGCUCGCCGAGCAAGCUGCUUGGGACUACGUCGCCAACGAAAAGCCUCACUUCGAGAUCGCCACUACCAACCCACCCAUGAUCUACGCCAAAACCAUUCAGCCCGGAGUCAAGCUUUCGAAUCUCAACACCUCAAGCAAGACCAUCUACGGCCUCAUCAGCCAUGCUGAGCAGAUGCCCGAGGAUCGACUUCCUCUGUUCUGCAACGCUCGUGACGUGGGAGAUGCUCAGGUUGCUGCAACCGAGAAGCCUAACGGCAUGGGAAAGCGUUACUUGCUUUGUGGAGGAAAAUUCACUUGGGCACACGCUGUCAAGUUCAUUGCUGAAAACUACCCGGAGCUUCAAGACCGUCUGCCGAAGGGGUGGAAGGAAGCUAGCAGCGAUCUGAGGGAUUUGGAUAGCAUCGCAAGCUUGGAGACUGAGAAAGCAGAGACUGUAUUGGGAAUCAAGUUCAAGGACUGGCAAACAACGCUCAAGGAAUCGCUUGAUAGUUUGUUGGAGCUCGAGAAGCGACCUGAUUGGAAGAACUGA